This is a messenger RNA of Spodoptera littoralis (African cotton leafworm), 1395 nucleotides long. The record is from the annotation of a GenBank genome assembly. NCBI's taxonomy places the organism in Eukaryota, Metazoa, Arthropoda, Insecta, Lepidoptera, Noctuidae.
AUGGAAGAAACUACACCUACAGUCAGCUUAAUAUCAUGUAUGCACUUUGUGCGUCGCGGAGUGGCGAAAACAGUGCCGGAAAAAAUUGAAUUAACGGAGAAAGAAUUGGAGAAAAUUAUCAAACAAACUGCUGAUGAUUUGCGGAUAGCAGAAGCAGGUGAAGAUGAGAGUGAUGACGAGGGAGAAGCAAGCGCUGCCCCAAGAGAUCCACCAGCAGAUCCUAAUGACGAGUUCAACUUUGAAAAAUAUGAUGAGGAAGAUAAUAUUAACCCUGUCGGUAUUGGUACCGUAGCUACAUUACCAAAUUUGGGCGACUUAAGUGAAGGAGUACAGAUAAGGACAGAGGGACCAGAUAGUGAUGAAGAGGAUGAUAUCAUCAAACCGAAUGAUAAUCUCCUUUUAGUCGGGCAUGUAGAGAGUGACGCCAGCGUCUUAGAAGUAUACAUAUACAACAAGGAAGAGGAUUCAUUCUACGUGCACCAUGAUAUUAUUCUCCCGUGGUUCCCUCUGUGUAUUGAGUGGCUGAGUCAUGACCCUACUGAUCCUAACCCUGGCAAUCUCUGUGCCCUCGGUGGUAUGGACCCAGUUAUCCAAGUGUGGGACUUAGACAUCGAGAACUGUCUGGAGCCAGCCUUCAAGUUAGGUAAGAAACCUAAUAAAAAGAAGAAAACUAAACGAGUCGGACACAAGGAUGCUGUACUAGAUCUAUCGUGGAACAGGAAUUUUACACAUGUGCUAGCAAGUGGAUCAGCUGAUAACACAGUGUUAUUAUGGGACUUGGAUCAAGGCACACCACACACAAAAAUCGACUGCUUCCAGGAUAAGGUACAAUCACUAGCGUUCCACCCCCUGGAGGCUCAGACGUUAGUGAGUGGUUCAUGCGACGGGUUCGCGCGCGUGUCGGACUGCCGCGCGGCCGACGCGCACCGAGCGUGGAGCCUCGCGCCUGAGAUAGAACGAGUCGUGUGGAACUCACAGAACCCAUUCUGUUUUGCUAUGAGUAACAACCAAGGCAAGGUAGCGUACGUAGACUGCAGGAACGAUGAGCCGCUGUGGACGAUAGACGCGCACGAGAAGGAAGUCACCGGACUCAUACUGAGCGACCGAGUGCCCGGACUCAUGGUCACCGUCAGCACCGACGAGAAACUCAAGACUUGGGAUAUUUCUGGUGCGUGUCCGCAGCAAGUGAGCGAGCGCGCGUGUCGCGUGGGGCAGGCGCUGUGCGCGGCGCUGUGUCCCGACGCGGCCUACUGCGUCGCCGUCGGCGGGGACAACAAGCAGAACUACAUCGAACUCGUCGACCUCACUAUCAGUGAACAAUUUGACAGUCGUUUUUCGUCACGGCCCUUGAUCACACCACCCUCUGCGCCCACUGAAGAUGCUAUGGAGACAUAG